Messenger RNA from Cephus cinctus (wheat stem sawfly), 2519 nucleotides. Its product is annotated as protein THEM6. The transcript has 5 exons. The coding region runs from base 1331 to 1999 and encodes 222 amino acids. NCBI's taxonomy places the organism in Eukaryota, Metazoa, Arthropoda, Insecta, Hymenoptera, Cephidae. The record is from RefSeq and is a predicted model, not a curated record.
AGUCACUUGAUUGGCUCGAAAUUGAUUGAUUGUUACGUAGAUAUACGUACGUUACACAAAUACAUGCUAUCAAAAAAAUACGCAAUCACGGAAUAUGUAUCUACAAGGCUUAAAUUUGUUACGGGAAAUCGCUGGAAUCUUUAGAAAUUCCCAGCAGCCUGAUUGUUUAGAUUUAGAUAAAUACGUCGCGAGUGAAUAAAUGACUUAAGAAUUAGAACAUGUCAGAAUAAUCUUCCGACGAUAAGUGCAUCAUUAAUUUAUUAUACGAUACGAUCAAGAAUUUUUGCGCACUAUUUCAAAGUCUCUAUCACUUCAUGUACUAUCACAGACAUAAUGAUUGAUAAGCCUAAUUUUAAUCCAGAAACGCAAUCGAUCUAUCUCAUUUGCUUUUAUCUUGCUGUGAUUGAAAUUAAAGUAUCAAAGACUUCCUCAAGGUAUAUAAACCCAUUUAGCUCUACUGUCUUGUGUAUUAACGGUUAUUCUUUACUAAAGGAAAAGUCGUAUUACUUGGUAAAUUUGUAUUUUCAAUUUCGUACCUAUAUCUAUCGUUCUUCUUCGCGUCUGGGAUUUGCUUUGUCCCCACCCGGAAAAUCCUUGGCAGUCAGAUCGGCGCAGACUGUCAGCGCCGUCGCUUCGUGAAGGGUGCGCAACAUUGACUCUACGAGAGUUGACGGUCUCGAUCAGUGCGCGUAAUGUCAGUUACCUGGCAAGAUAUCUCCUAGUGGAGAAUAGCCUGUCAGGAGGCUUGCCAUUCAUCUGGCAGUCACUGUCAGCGAUUGACAGUGGUCGAACGUUGUUGCUGCACGGUUUUUUUUUUACCAGGAGAAACUAAAUUUGGUUAUUUUAUUUCUGACCGUGAUAUACAAAGAUUUCAUUGAUUUGUGCAGCAUCCCUUACAUUUAAGGGAUAGAACGACGAAUAGUGGGAUUUCAUUAGAUUCUAGUAAGGGUCACUUAACAGAUCUGUCCUUAGAAGGAACAGAUUUCAAGAGAUUCUGACAUCUUAUACAGGAACAAACAAAAGUUUGCGAAAAAAAGUUUCAAGCAAAUGACUUCGUGGCGCCUAUAUUCUCAUAGAUCCUGAUUGAGAACGAGGCUCAUCACGCCUUAGAUUGUACAUGGUGUCAUCGAAGAAUGAUGCCGGCGUCGCGACGCUCUUUAUUGACGAAAGGCAAACGAGGAAACGCGAGCGUCAAGCACGAAUCGAUAACCCCGUGCAAACCACCCUGCGGCUGUCGACUUUCCAAACUCUGACUGUCGUCAAUCCGAUAGAGGAUCGUUGAACUCAGUUAACUGCAGCGUGGUAGUUCUCUCAGAAGAAAUUAUACAAGAUGUUGGCCUGCUGGGUCCUGGCUGGUGUCCUGGGUGCCAUUGUACUUCUCCACACCCUCCUCGAGGUCCACUACUUUUUGCGCAUGUUCUUUACACUCUUUCUGGCGCGAUUUUGCAAAAAGCGCGUUCACAUCCUGGACGAGACUUCUGUAUACGGCAUCUGCACAACCACCGACGUCGAUACUCUUCUCUAUCACAUGAAUAACGCACGUUACCUGAGAGAGUUGGACUUUGCCAGGGUCGACUUCUACGAAAGGACGAGUCUUUAUCGUGAGAUUCGUAGUCAGGGUACCGGUGUGGUACAGGGUGCGGCCACUAUACGCUAUAGAAGAUUCCUGAAGCCCUUGUCAAUAUUUAAGAUAACAUCCAAGAUUAUUUAUUGGGAUGACAAAUCCAUUUUUAUGGAGCAUCGAUUCAUUACACCGAGUGAUGGAUUUGUCAGAGCCAUUGCAAUCUGCAGGCAGAGAGUUUUGGACUGCAGUGCGGAGGCUGUGAUUAGUGUUUUGAUGGAUCGUGGAGUCAAACAGAAUCAAAAUGUCGAAGCUGGAGUUACUCAGAUUCCGCAUGUCAGACCUCAAAUCCCACCGGAAGUAGCAAGAUGGCUGGAGAGCAAUGAGAUAUCAUCCGCUACCUUGAGACAACCGGAAAACGUGACGACGCCUUGCUGACGAAUGGAGGAGGCGACGCCGGGCAUCAGCAACGGCGUCCCAACAUGCGCAUCUUCGUGCGAAACGACAACAGUCUAACGAAGUUGGAGAUACGCUUUUAUAAACUGUUCAUUGUGUCACAUUUGGUGCGCGCGACGUAAUCGUGUACGUUUCCUAUAAUGAAUCGUGUGAUACCAUAUAGGGACUAUAUACAUAUAUGUAGAUUUAUAUAUACAUAAAUAGUAUGUAUAGUGGCGACUGAUGGACCACCAGUGAGACUAUUGUCUUUAAUGGUAUUUAUUAAGUUAGAAAAUUGAUAAGCACGGGCAUUAUUCUGGCCAAAAAACCUUAGGGUAUUACGUGAAAUUAGCUUUAUUACUGAUACGUGUUCAUAACUAUACACGUAUUUUAUCGAUGACACUUCAUUAUAUUACAUAGAUAGUUCUCUCAUUAGAGAUCGUUAUAAUAUCGGAUACUGUUUUAAUAUACCGUUAGAAGAUUAUUUAAUGCGAGAGAAAUAUAGACAAGAGUUGCAGAAUUA